Coniosporium apollinis CBS 100218 is the source of this 1983-nucleotide messenger RNA. RefSeq lists its product as uncharacterized. The transcript has a single exon. The record is from RefSeq and is a predicted model, not a curated record. Gene Ontology annotation, biological process: positive regulation of transcription by RNA polymerase II. Lineage: Eukaryota; Fungi; Ascomycota; Dothideomycetes. The coding region runs from base 1 to 1983 and encodes 660 amino acids. Gene Ontology annotation, cellular component: nucleus. Gene Ontology annotation, molecular function: zinc ion binding; DNA-binding transcription factor activity, RNA polymerase II-specific; transcription cis-regulatory region binding.
AUGGCUGCAACGUCCUCAACAGCCAACGCCAAACAAAGUCCUGCCAAGAUGCACAGGCGCUCGCGCACUGGCAAGUAUAAUCGCGCAACCGGAAACGACGCUCGGACUCCGCUAACAGCAAGAGCAGGCUGCUUCACAUGUCGCUUACGAAGAAAGAAGUGCGACGAAGGCAAACCUGGUUGUCGCGCUUGCAAGCACUUGGGCCUUAAGUGCGAGUACAAGCGUCCGAUGUGGUGGAGCAUCAACGAGCAGCGGAGACAGCAGAAGGAAGUCAUCAAAAACAUCAUCAAGCGCACGAAACUCUCCGAGAAGACCAACCAGCCCGGUGUGCAGUUGAGCGCCAACACUCCGCCAAGCUUGUGCCACUCAUUACCAACUUCCGAUGGGUUCUCCGAUGUACGCACCCGGGCAGUUUCCAUCGAGUCUCAGUUCUCCUUGGAUUUCAACCACGUUUCUCCACCGGAAUUCUUUGAUGCCACCUCGAUGCCACCGCCUCAAUACACGCCGUACCCGCAGCAGCCUCUGUUCUCACCGUACGAAGUGGAUAUCAAGACCGAGCGACAGAUCUUCGUAAACGACAUGCCAACCCAACGAGAGUCGACGAUCUCGACAUUCAGCACGUAUCAGCCACCUCCUGUUCAUGGCACUCCAUUCCAACCGGACAGCUGGGUCCAGCAAGACUACUUCGAGAGUCGUAGGGAGUCCUUCACGGAGGAGCCAGUCGAAUUCAACUUCUUCGACUUUCCGCAUGACCCUUUCACGCCCGGUCAUCAAGCUCUGGUUCAGGUCGACGAUUGCGAUCAGCAUCUGCUCAACCAUUUCAUUGGAAAUGUGGUGCGACUCAUCUUCCCCAUCUUGGAGGUCAACCAGCACGGCUCAGCGCGAUCCGAUGUAAUCUUACCCGCACUCGAGUCGAACAAGACCUAUCUACACUGCUGUCUGAGUAUUGCGGCGCAGCAUCUGAAAGCGACGCAGUCCAUUGAGGGCGCAGAGAUUGAUAACGACAUCAUGCGCCACCGUUUCGCGACCGUCUCCGAGCUUUGCGAGGCAUUGAACCGCGACACCGACCACGCACAGAUACUCGAAGCGACUCUCGGCAUGAUCUUCUUUCAGUGCUCCGUUGGCCGCCCAGAUGACAGCCUCCCAGAUAUUCCCUGGCAUCAGCACUAUCAGGCCGCUACGAGCCUCAUCCAAAAGCUUGAGCUACCGCAGCAGUUGGUGCAGCUGAAUGGGAACAAUCAUGCACAGCCUCCUUUCAACAUGACUCUUGCAGCGUGGAUCGAUAUCCUCGGAGCUACAAUGCUUGGACGCACUCCAGUGUUCGCCGAUACCUACCGGGACAAGCACCUUGCGAACUCAUCUGCUGGCCUCGCCGAACUCAUGGGAUGCGAGGACAAGAUCAUGUUCAUGAUUUCGGAGAUUGCGUGCUUGGAAGCCCUGAAGCUGGACGGCAUGGAAGAGAUGCAACUAUGCGCUCACAUUGCAAUGCUUGGCGAGCAGAUCUCUCUCCUGGAGCCCGCUGCCGGAACAAUCGCCCACGUCUACUCUCCAACUGGCGCCAUCCGACCGAAGCAACUCGGCAAGAACAUGACCGCUGUCUACCGCCUUGCGGCGCGCAUCUACCUAUGCAGCCUGGUGCCAGACUUUGACCGAAGAGGCGGUAUGAUCUCGAACUUGGUCGCCGCGCUCACCGACGCCAUGUUCUACAUACCCGCAGGCUCUGAUGGAUUUGACCGUUCGCUGGUCUGGCCGCUGUUGAUUGCUGGAUCGGUCUCUCUACCCGGCUCCUCUUUCCGAAACAUGUUCUCUGACCGCGUGGGACGCCUUGGCGACUCUGCCGAGUUCGGCUCAUUCGGACGCAUUCGCGAGCUUCUGAAGGACGUUUGGCGCAUCAACGAUGACGCAUCCGCAAGGGGAGAGAUUCAGAGCGUCCACUGGCGGGACGUGAUGCGGCAGAAAGGCUGGGACUUCUUGUUGAUCUAG